UUGGAAAAAAAAGGUUGGAGUGAUAACGUUCGGGAGUUAAAAUUUGUUAGCAAUAAUAAUAAAAAAAAUAUUUUAAAAGGCUAUCUUCUUAGUUAUUGUAAUUUGACUCCUCAAUUAAUUUUUGUUCUUUGCCAAAUACCAGAGGCGGUUAAAAAUUUCUUCGCCAAAAUGAAAGAAGAAAAGGUAAAAAGAAUAAAUGAAAAUUAUGAAAAAGUUGAUUUCAAUAUUGGCGAUUUGGUUAAAAUUACCGAAGGAACCUUUAUCAAUCGGGAAGGAAGAAUUACCUAUUUAGACAAAAAAAAACAAAAAGUUAAGAUUAUCAUUGAGUCUUCGGGUUGA
Molecule: messenger RNA, 339 nt
Organism: Racocetra persica
Lineage: Eukaryota; Fungi; Glomeromycota; Glomeromycetes; Diversisporales; Gigasporaceae
Source: the annotation of a GenBank genome assembly